AUGCAGCAGCUGCUCAACAACCUCACUACUGAUCUCCACAUGAACUUCGGAGAGAUGCGUCACCAACUCUUCAACCUUGACAAAUGUCUACAUGCAAUAGAGCGUGCACGCAUCCACGGCGACGCCGCCAUCUCCAGCGUCCAAGCUACAUUGGACCAUGAAGCUGCCAUCGACGAUCUAACCACAGAAACCAAGCGUGCCAGGAUCGCGGCCGACAAAUCCUAUCUCAAGCGCAAGUUGGACGAACCCUAG
Miscanthus lutarioriparius is the source of this 252-nucleotide messenger RNA. The record is from the annotation of a GenBank genome assembly. NCBI's taxonomy places the organism in Eukaryota, Viridiplantae, Streptophyta, Magnoliopsida, Poales, Poaceae.